AUGCAAUUAGAUAAUCUUAAGCUCGAGAACUCGGCUCUUCAAUCAUGCAUUGAAGACAACAAGUCAGCAAUUGAAGAUCUUCGUCGUGAUGUUGUUUCAGAAGAAGAUCUUCAUUCUCAACUUGAAAACGAACAAGAAGCUUCAUUUGCAGACAUUUCAGAACUUAAUGCCAAACUUGCCUCACUUCAAACCGACAAUAGCUUCCUUCCAGAAGUUUCCGACGAACAUUCUAAACUUUUAGCGGAUAUUUCAGCCAUUGAAUCAUCUAUUGCUGAUAAACGUUCACGAAACGAAGAGACUUCUAAACUUAACCAAGCACUUGAAGCCGAACUCGAAUCGAAGAAGAAACAACUUUCAUUCCUUCCAACCGUUGAAGACAAAUCAGCCUCUCUUGAAAACGAAAUCAAGAAAGUUGAUUCCGAGAUCAACACAAAGAACUCACAGAAUGCCGAGACCGAGAAGAAGAACAAGGAACUCGAAGAACAACUUGCCAAGAUCCAACAAGAUCUUGAUUCGAUUCCAUCUACUAAUGACAAUUCGCACUUCCUUCAGUCUCAAAUUGAUCAAAUAAUAAAUGAACAUAAUUCUCACAAUGACGAACCAGAAAAGGCCAACAAAGAAAUCCAACAAAAAGAUGCUGACAAACAACAAAACAAUAUUUCAACCGAGUCUGAUGAAAGCUCCAAACAAUUCUCUUCAGACGACUUGAAUCUAGACGGACUCCUAGAUGAUAUCGCGGGUGGAUAUCGAAGCGAUAGUUCCCUUAUAGAAUCCAACAAUGAAAUCGAAGAUGAUCAACAAUCAGUCAACGACGAACAUGAAAAGAUGAACCAUGUUUCUGAACUCAACAAGGACUUGCAUGAUUCUUUGCAGUUAGCACCAGUUAUUGGAGAACCAAGCUUUGUGGAAUUUGCUGAUAGUAUUGUUGGCAGAAUCGACAAGGAUCAUGAAGUUGAAGAAGAAGAGGAGGAGGAAGAAGAAGUCGAAGAGAAACAAGCUGCUGAUGUUCAGAAGCUUAAAUCUCACCGUGACACAGAUUCCGACGAUGACGGAGCUCCUCUUGGAAACCAGACAUCUCCAACUAAAUCAUCCGAUAAAUCAUCUCCAAAGGAACGCAGCGAUAACAUCGAUGAACUCAAGAAGGAACUCGCUGAAACAGAAAAGAAGGUUCAAGAGAAACGCGAUGCACUUGAUCCAACCUACGCAGCAAUGGUCUAUGCAUUGAAGACAGCAAUUGAAGCUAAAGAACAAGAACUUGAGAACCUUCAGAAUGGUGAAUCAGUUGAAGAAUUGAAGAAGAAACUUGCUGAUGUCGAGAAACAAAUUGAAGAACAGAAGAAUAAGUCAUCAGACAACAUUUCUCUUGAACAUCAACUCGCAGAGAAACAAGCUGAGUUAGAAAAUCUCCAAAAUACUCCAGACAAAUCUGAAGAAUUCAACCAGAAACUCAAAGAACUUGAGAAAGCAAUUAAUGAUAGAUUGAAACAGAACUCUGAAACAGAUGCCAAGAACAAACAGUUACAAGAUGCAGUUGACAACAAGAACAGAGAACUCGAAACAAUCACAGUUGUCCAGGAUAACUCUGAAGAACUCCAGAAGCAACUCAAUGACAUCAAAGACCAAAUUGAGAAACUUAAGAAUAAUAGCAAUGAGUUGACUGACAAAUUGAAUGAGCUUAAAUCUAACAUCGAUACAGAUAAAGGAGUUCUUGAUUCUCUCAAUGAUAAUGCAGAUGUUCUCAACGUUCAGAUCGAAGAAAAGAAUCAAGAAUACGAAAGACUUGAAGACAAGAUUCAAGAAUUGAUCGCUGAUAUCGCUACUAAAACCGAAAAAGUUGGAGAAAAGGAUGCUCAAGUUGAAGAGAAGAAGGCCCAAUUGGAUGAACUCAUCAAGGCGAUCGAAGAGAGAAAGAAUCAAUCAGAACAAAACAACGAAAACAAUGAUUCUCUCCAGCACCAGAUUGAUGAGAAACAGAGACAAUUAGAUGAACUCAUCAAGGCAAUCGAAGAGAGAAAGAAUCAAUCAGAACAAAACAAAGAAAACAAUGAUUCUCUCCAGCAACAAAUUGAUGAAAAGAAGGCACAAUUGGAUGAACUCAACAAGGCAAUCGAAGAAAGAAAGAAUCAAUCAGAACAAAACAACGAAAACAAUGAUUCUCUCCAGCAACAGAUUGAUGAGAAACAGAGACAAUUAGAUGAACUCAUCAAGGCAAUCGAAGAGAGAAAGAAUCAAUCAGAACAAAACAAAGAAAACAAUGAUUCUCUCCAGCAACAGAUUGAUGAGAAACAGAGACAAUUAGAAGCCAUCAAAAACAUCCCAGAUAACUCAGAAGAACUUAAGAAUCAACUCCAGAUUCUUGAGAAGGCCUUCAACGACAAGAUGGAACAAAACGCUGCCAAUAACAAACAGUUACAAGAUGCAAUUGACAGCAAGAAGAAAGAACUCGAAAAUACUCCAGAAGUUCAAGAUAACUCUGAAGAACUCAAGAAACAACUUGAUGACAUCAAUGAACAAAUCGAAAAACGUAAGAAUGAUAACAAAGAGUUGGAAGAUAAAUUGGAAGAACUCAGCAAGGCAAUUAACGAACAGAAAUUAGCUGACGAAGAAACAGCAAAGAAGAACGAAGAGUUAGAGAAACAAAUCAAAGACAAAGAAGCAGAAAAGAACAGUCUUGUUCCAGUUGAAGACAAGACAGAAGAAUUAGCAAGGAAAUUGGCAGAUCUCGAGAAACAAAUCGCAGAACAGUUAGAGAAACAAAACGAAACUGAUGGAAAGAACAAAGAUCUUGAACAACAAAUCAAGGAGAAACAAGAGAAAUUGGACGAACUCAAGAACAACUUCAUUGAAGAUACAAAAGAAAAAGAGAAUGAGAUCGAAGAACUUCUACAAGAACUCAACGAUCUCGACUCUAAGAUCAAUGAAAUACAAGAUCAAAUCAGUCAAUUCCAGGAAGAAUACGAAGAAAAGAAGGACCACAUUGUUUCAGAUAUCAAUACUAAAGAUCAACUUCUUCAGGAUCUCAUGGAAGAAAACCUCAAACAACUCAAGGAAACACCAGUUGUUGCAGAAGAACCAAUUGACAGUGAAGCUUUAGACAAGAUCAAUGAUCAAAUGGCCGACUUAAUCGAAAGAAUCAACAGUGGCGAUAUUGAUCCAUCAGAUCUUGUUGAAAAAGAGUCACAAAUGGAAGCAUUAAUCAACAACGCAAUUGUUGAUAACCAUGGCAAUAAAGAGUUGGUCAAACAACUUGAAGACAUGAGAAACAAGAUGGGAGAAAGAAUUGAUGACUACUUGAACGAAGCUGAGAAAGAAGAUCUCGAAGAAGAAGAAGAAACUAUUCCAGAACAGAAUUCUGUUGAAGAGAAACAAGAUACAAUCGAAGACCUUGAACAACAAUUAUCACAGAAACAGAAAGAUCUCGAAUCAAUAGAACCUGUUGAGUCUAAGAAGGAAGAAAUCCAGAACAAACUCAAUGAAAUCGAAAAGGAAAUCAAUGAUAAACAAGCAAAGAACGAAGAAAUCAAGAAUGAAAACGAUGCUCUCGAACAACAAUUAGCUGAAAAGAAGAAGGAACUCGAUUCCAUUCCAACAGUUGAAGACAAGACUUCAGACCUUGAAUCUCAACUCAAGGACAUUGAGUCUCAAAUCAACGAAAAGAGGGCUAAGAAUGAAGAAACAGAAAAGAUGAACAAGGAAUUCGAAGACAAAUUAGCAGAAAAGCAACAAGAACUUGAUUCAAUUGAAGAAAAGGCUGAAGAACAAACAACACCAGAAUCAGAAUCUAAGGAACAAGAGAAAGAAGAAUCUAAAGAUCUUAGUGAACUUGAAUCAAAGAUCCGUGAUCUUCUUGAACGCAUUGCUGCAGGAGAUAAAGAUCCAGAAACACUUGUUUCAGUUUCCGAAGACAUCUUAUCUACACUCAAUGACAAGAUUGCAACAAGUGAUAGUGAUGAUGAUAAGUUACGUUAUCAACAGGCAUCAGAGACAAUCAACAACGCUGUUGAACAAUAUCUUGCAUCAUUAGAAGAUGCUUACAACGAUGAGGAAGAAGAGCCAAUUCAAGAAGUUGAGACAAGAGACAUCAUUUUACCAGACGAAGCAGCAAAUGAAGGUGAAGAAGAGUCUCAACAAUCAGAAGAACUUGAAACAAAGACUGAUGAACUCAAGUCACAAAUUGCUGAUGUUGACCGUGAGAUUGCAGAACAAAAGUCAAAGAAUGACGAUCUCAUGAACAAAAUCAAUGAACUUCAACAGCAAUUGGCUGAGAAACAGAAUGUGCGUGAUUCACUUUCUGCCCAAACAGCUGAGUUAGAAGAACAACUUUCUAAGAUUGGCCACGAUUUAGAAGAAGAAAAGAAAGCAAUUUCCGAUCUUCAGUCUAAAGAAGCCGAACUCAAAUCCAUCCCACAAUCUGAAGACAAGAGUGAAGAACUCUCAGCUCGCAUCGAUGAAAUCAAGUCAGAGAUUGAUCAGAAGAAGUCAGAGAAUGAAGCUAUUGAAUCCAAGAACAACGAACUUCAGAAACAACUUGAAGAUUUCAAGAAACUUCUUGAUUCAAUUCCAACACAAGAAGACAAAUCAUCAGAUCUUGAAAAGGAGAUCAAGGAUACACAAUCCAAGAUCAAUGAUAAGAAGUCCAAGAAUGAGGAAAUAUCGAAUAAGAACAACGAACUUGAAGAACAAUUAACACAGUUGAGACAAGAGCUUGAAACACUUCCAACCGUUGAAGACAAGUUAUCCGAUCUUGAGAAUGAAAUCAAGAAUACAGAAUCUCAAAUCAAUGAUAAGAAUGAAAAGAACGAAGAAACAGACAAUAAAAAUAAAGAACUUGAACAACAGUUAGAAUCCAAGAAACAAGAACUUGAAUCCAUUCCAACAGUUGAAGACAAAUCAUCGGAACUUGAGAACGAACUCAAAUCUGUUGCAGAUUCUAUCAACGACAAGAAUUCCAAGAACGAAGAGACAGAUAAGAAGAACAAAGAACUUGAAUCACAAAUUGAAUCCAAGAAACAAGAACUUGAAUCAAUUCCAGUUGUUGAAGACAAUAGUGAUUCCCUUUCUAACGAACUGAAAUCAGUUGAAGAAUCUAUCAAUAAUAAGAAGUCAAAGAACGACGAAACCGAUAAGAAGAACAAGGAACUCGAACAUCAAAUUGAAAACAAGAAACAAGAACUUGAAUCAAUUCCAGUUGUUGAAGAUAAAUCACCUGAACUUGAAAACGAACUCCAAUCCAUCGAGUCUUUCAUCAAUGAUAAGAAUGAAAAGAACGAAGAAACAGACAAUAAAAAUAAAGAACUUGAACAACAGUUAGAAUCCAAGAAACAAGAACUUGAAUCCAUUCCAACAGUUGAAGACAAGUCAUCGGAACUUGAGAACGAGAUUCAAUCAGCAGAAGAAUCAAUCAAAGAUAAGAUAUCUAAGAACGAAGAUAUUGAUAACAAGAACAAAGAACUCGAAGAGAAGGUCGCACAGAAACGAGAAGAACUCGAAUCAAUCCCAACAGCUGAAUCUAAGUCAGCCGAAGUUGCAGAACCAUCACAAGAAGAACAAGAACAAGCAUCAACCACAGUUUCAAGUCCAUCAUCAAUUAAGUCCGAAUUGAAUGAUAUUGCAGACUUAUUAUCUAAAGGUGAUCUUAGUCUGGAAGAAUUCAAUUCACGAGCCGAGAAACUUAUUUCACAACUUGAUGCUUCUAUUGUUAAUAGUGACGAUCCAACUACUAAAUCCGAACUUAUUGAAGCUCACGAACAACUUAAUGACAUUGUUGAAGAAUAUCUUCAUAACUACGCCUCUGCCGCCGCAGAAGAAGACGAACAAGAACAAGACAAUGACAAAGAAGAAAUCAUUGAAGAACAAGAACAGAAACAAGAACCAUCUGAAUCUAAAGAUCUCAGUGAACUUGAACAACAGAUUCGUGAUCUUCUUGAACACCUUGCAUCUGGUGAUGAAGAUCCAGAAACACUUGUUUCCGUUUCUGAAGACAUCUUAUCCACACUUAACGAUAAGAUUGCCAAUAGUGACAAUGAAGAAGAUAAACGUAAAUACGAAGAUGCAUCCGCUCUUGUCAACAACGCCGUUGAACAAUAUCUUGCCUCCUUAGAAGAAGCAAAUGAAGAGGAAGAAGAAUUAGAAGAAGGCGAAACUGAAGAAUCAAAGCAAUCAAGAAGAAGAGGAAGAAGAAAAUAUGGAGUCUUACUAAACGACCUCCAAAAUUCGAUGUCUGAUCCAUCCACGAAGGAUGUUCCAGAAGAUGUCACUGAGUUGUUAGAUAACAUCACAGACAAAGAUAUCUACGAAGAAGAAAACGUAGAACAGAGCAUGCAAGGAUUCGCAAAUUUCCUCCUCAAUCAAAUGAAUGAACUAAAGGAACAAAACCCAGAGAUCGUAAAUUCUGCCUUAUAUAAGUUUGCUCAGAAACUCAAAUCCAAUGUAGUUACAAUCAAUGAUACAAUAUCAGGUGCUCAGGCUGUAAUUGCAGAAAUGGAAGGACAGGAACUUGAUGAGCAAAGCCAGCAAAUACUCCAAAGCAUGUACAAUUUGAUCGACGAAUGCAACAAGAUUAAGGAAGAAGCAGGAAUCGUCGAUGACCAAGAAUAUGAAGAAGAAUACGAAGAAGAAGAAUGA
Trichomonas vaginalis G3 is the source of this 6624-nucleotide messenger RNA. RefSeq names its product A-type inclusion protein-related family. The record is from RefSeq and is a predicted model, not a curated record. The transcript has a single exon. NCBI's taxonomy places the organism in Eukaryota, Parabasalia, Trichomonadida, Trichomonadidae. The coding region runs from base 1 to 6624 and encodes 2207 amino acids.